UCAUACUUGCGAGCUCUGCCGUUGAAGACAGAAGACAAGUAAUAACGAGUAUUGCCUGCUGAGAAUCAGUAGCUCAUUAGUGACUAGUCUAUAGCAUACAGCAGUUAUACUCGAUACCAUCGUCUUCGUGGUUACCGGUUAUGCCGUCUCGCUGAAGAUCAAAACGUGUAUAGUCUUAUUUUUAUAAAUAUUAUUGUUUUACGAUAAUCCCGCCACCGUCGCGCGCUUUUUUCAUAAUAUACGGUAUCGUCUUGUCCAUCGCCCGGUAAUUAUUAUGGUCGUGCAACACAGUGCGACUUCCGUCAGCAUGGAGGUGGAUCCGCCGCGGAACGCCAACAGCCCGGACGAUCCGAAAACUGCGAACGGUUCGUCAGAGAACGAGAAAGCCGAGGACUCGGAAUCGUCGGAAGACGGGCCGUUGGACGUGGGUGAACACUACCUGGUCCGCCGGUACGACGACUCGUGGCAUCCUGCCGAAGUUCUACAUUCGAGGUUCAAUGAUGCAGAACACUUAUUUGAGUAUUAUGUACACUACGAAGGGUAUAAUCGAAGAUUGGAUCAAUGGGUACCUAGAGAUCGGAUAAUGAAUUCAAGAUUUGAUAUUUCUGAAAAAAAUUGGAAACAAAAGGAUGUGAAUAAAAAUCCAGAUCUUCUAAAUCAAUCAGAUAGAAAAAUCACAAGGAAUCAAAAACGAAGACAUGACGAGAUAAAUCAUGUUCCAAUGUCUUAUGCAGAAAUGGAUCCAACUACAGCUGCAUUAGAAAAAGAGCAUGAGGCAAUAACUAAAAUAAAAUACAUUAAUAAAGUACAGUUGGGAAAGUACGAAAUUGACACAUGGUAUUUUAGUCCAUUUCCAGCAGAAUACCAAAAAGAAUCUAAAAUUUGGAUUUGUGAAUACUGUUUGAAAUACAGUAAACUAGAAAAAUCAUACAAAUAUCAUAUGAGCCAAUGUACAUGGAGACAACCACCGGGUGUUGAAGUAUACCACAAAGGAUCAUUAUCAAUCUGGGAAGUGAAUUCCAGUCAACACAAAAUGUAUUGUCAGAAUCUUUGUUUAUUAGCAAAGUUAUUUUUAGAUCACAAGACACUCUAUUUUGAUGUUGAACCUUUUUUGUUUUACAUACUUUGUGAAGUUGACAAAAUUGGUGCACAUUUGGUUGGAUAUUUUUCCAAAGAAAAAGAUUCACCAGAUUGCAACAAUGUAGCUUGUAUAUUAACAAUGCCACCAUUUCAGCGGCAAGGCUAUGGCAAACUUUUAAUAGCAUUCAGCUAUGAAUUGAGCAAAUUGGAAGGACUUGUAGCCAGUCCUGAAAAGCCAUUGAGUGAUCUUGGUAAAUUAUCAUACAGAUCUUAUUGGUCAUGGGUAUUGUUGGAAAUUUUGAAAAAUGCUUGUGGAUCUUUAUCAAUUAAAGACUUAAGCGCCAUGACUAGUAUCACCCAAACGGACAUUAUUUCAACGUUACAGUCCAUGAAUAUGGUAAAGUACUGGAAAGGUCAACAUGUGAUUUGUGUGACACCAAAAAAUGUUGAACAACUGAUAAGUUCAGAACAGUAUAAACGACCCAGAUUCAUAUUGGAAGGAAGCGCUAUUAAAUGGACACCAAAAAAGUACAAUCCUCGCCCUGGACCAUCUAGACAUUCAAGAUCCCAAUACUUAGCUGGAUAAAGAAAUUGAUGCAGAUCCUGUGAAAUUAUUAACAUUACCUAGUAGUCAUUUAAGAUUUACCUAAUGUAAAUAGUUAAAACUUUUUUACAUAUAUAUUUUAAUAUAUAUUUUGGGAAGGUUUAAAUGACAAGAGCAAACAUCAGUAUUGUUGUUCGUUAAGGACUGUUAUGGAUUAUUGACAACAAACAUUGAAUUAAAAAAAUAUAUACAUUCUCGGAGUAUUUUAUACAUCCGAUGAUUUGUUAGACUGUUAAUGGGUGGUGUUGUAAAUGAUUUAUGGCGAACACAAUCGAUGUGAUAGGUUAUCAAUCUUGCUAGACUUGAGGUUGUUUCCCGGUACCCUAUGGUGAUAGUCUUGCAUAGAUACACUUAUUAUUAGGGUUUAGUGUGAUAUGUUUGCUAUUUUGAUUAAAUACCAUAUUAUAUUGUCUCUUGUCAUGCCUUUUCAUCAUGUGAUAGUAUUUUAUUUUUGACUUUUCCAAGUACACGCUUAAGACAUAAGUUGACAUUUUAAUUAUCUCAUUGUAUUUCAAUAAUUUUCUAUUUUAUAUCUUUUGUAUUUCAUUAAUGAAUGUGAAUGUGCUUAUGUUUUAGCGUAAACAAAUAAAAUAAAUGCAAACUUACAUUAA
This is a messenger RNA of Aphis gossypii (cotton aphid), 2295 nucleotides long. RefSeq names its product histone acetyltransferase KAT8 (gene mof). The coding region runs from base 275 to 1666 and encodes 463 amino acids. The record is from RefSeq and is a predicted model, not a curated record. The transcript has 7 exons. Lineage: Eukaryota; Metazoa; Arthropoda; Insecta; Hemiptera; Aphididae. Gene Ontology annotation, molecular function: histone acetyltransferase activity. Gene Ontology annotation, biological process: regulation of DNA-templated transcription.